AUGGCGCGUCGCGUCGUCGCGAGGCGCGACGUGGUACAAGUGCUGAGCCGCGAUCGCAGUGGCCGUGACGACACAGACGAGCGGCGAUCGCGGUGGAUAGGGGAUGAGAUAAGGCGCGGCGCCCUUGCUGCUGCUGCCACUGCUGGCACGUCACGCGGCGAGUGGGUGAGAUGGGCACCGGGGGUUGCGGCGGGCGACGUGAGGCGAGGAGCGAGCUGGGCGAUCAGGAGAAGGAGGCGAUGCGGUGCAAGCGAAGAGGACAGUGUUGCAACAGCCACUCCUGCCCCUUUCCCUCACACCUUCCUGACAGUCACGCCCGCCAACCCUGACCUUUCCCGCACACCUUCCCCUUUCCCUCCCUCUGUCCAUCCCAUUUACUCAAAUGACGCAAACCGGACGUUUAUCGUGUCGAUCGUAUCUCUGAGCGCGCGUGCUUCACCCGCCACCGUCAUCGUCGUCGUCGCGGGAGUCCCGAAAAUGAACACGCGGGCCUUUCCGCAGCCGCACUUGACCGCACUGCGCACCUCCUCGCCGCCGCCGCCCUCCGCCGUCCUGCCGCGGCUUUCCGCGCGCACAUUCCCUUCACAGGCACGUGCAGGCGCGGUGAGAGCGGCGGCGGUGGCGGGGGGAGACGGACAGGCGCACGAUCGCACCGCCGCGGCCAGCCCCGCAGCUGGAGAGCGCGAGGGCGUUAGCGGCGGGGCAGCGGGCUUGAGCGCAGAGGCGGGGAGUGGGAGCGGCGAGACGAAGACGUGUCGACGGUACCACCCUGCUUUGUUCACAGGGGGAGAGAGGGGCAAGGCCGUGGGGUUCACUAGAGCCAGCAGCCGCCCGGAGGACCAGCUGAGUGUAGUGCAUGGCACAGGGCUCCUCAGAUUCUGGGACUGCUGUGGCGCCGUGGAUGUUGAUGCGCCUGGAUGCACUUGUGGGCCUCAUGCGUCCUUUGAUGAGUUCGACUAG
Closterium sp. Naga37s-1 is the source of this 960-nucleotide messenger RNA. The record is from the annotation of a GenBank genome assembly. Lineage: Eukaryota; Viridiplantae; Streptophyta; Zygnematophyceae; Desmidiales; Closteriaceae.